AUGCUCUACACAGGCCUCACACUACAGCUGAUGUGGAUUAUCUCAAUGCGUUUUAAUAAAUUUGCAAGUUGUGCAGAGACAAACAUCACCAAUCAGCCGAACCCUGUGAUCACUGCUGGUGUUGGUGAUAACGUGACUCUGCACUGCUUUCAACUAAAAGAGGACAACACUGAUUCUAUCAUUUGGUACAAACAAAUAUUAGGACACAAUCCUCAAGUAAUAGUUCAAUUUCGAAGUGAACCCAUUUACGAAGAUGGUUUCAAGCCAUCAAAAUUCAGCAUCGAGAAAGAAAACAAAGGCUGUCAUUUGAAAAUAGCUAAGGUGGAACCAUCAGAUGAAGCCAUGUAUUACUGUGGAUACAUAUACUUUUUUACAAGGUUUACUAAUGGAACAUUUUUAUCAGUAAAAGGUAAACCAGAUGUAAAAGUCUCCGUGUUCCAGAGCAGUGUGUUGGACUCGGUUCCUGCAGGAGCGUCAGUGACUCUGCAGUGCUCGGUUCUCUCUGAGAGCAGAGCAGCAGAACUCCAAGUGCUCUGGUUCAGAGCUGCUCCACCACAAUCCCAUCCUCAAAUCAUUUACACUCAUCACAACAGCAGCAAUCAGUGUGAGAGCGGCUCUUCUACACACACCUGUGUGUACAACUUCUCCAAGAACAUCCUCAGCCUCAAUGAUACUGGGACUUACUACUGCGCUGUGGUACUGUGUGGGAAGAUUAUUUUUGGAAACGGGACACGAGUACAACUGGAAAGAUCUGUGAAUACAGCAGUGAUCUACCUCGCUGUAGCUUUGGGAGUGUGUGUUUUUGUGAUAUUUGCUCAAGCCAUAAUCUUUAAAAGCAGAAACUGUGGACAACCCAAUGUGAGGCUCAAACAAGGUUCUGUGACAAACAAGACCCAAAAUAGGAAUUGUGACACUGUGGAGCUGAAUUACGCUGCCUUACAUUUUACUGAGAGAAGUGCCAAAAGAGGAAGAGUAAAGAAACCACAACCAGAAGAUAUUGUAUAUUCUGAUGUCCGAUGUUCUUCUAAAACUUAA
Messenger RNA from Clarias gariepinus (North African catfish), 1035 nucleotides. RefSeq lists its product as uncharacterized. The record is from RefSeq and is a predicted model, not a curated record. Lineage: Eukaryota; Metazoa; Chordata; Actinopteri; Siluriformes; Clariidae. The coding region runs from base 1 to 1035 and encodes 344 amino acids. The transcript has 6 exons. Gene Ontology annotation, biological process: response to bacterium.